GUGAUGUCCAAUGGCGUGUUGAGCAUACUGCAGAUCUCUUAACAUUAUUGAUAGUGUUCACUGUGCCUGUCUUCCGACCAGCAGUCUUUUAACGAUCAGGGCUACCAGCGCAGGUUCAUGUAUGUGUGCUUUGUCAAUGAAUCUCGACUCUUUGUCUCGUCAAAGGGCGUGUUUCCCUCGGCUGUCGGUCUGUUUGUGGGCCUACUACACUACAGGAUUGCUCCAGUUGAGCUAGCUCCAGUGUCUCCUCCUGACCUGUGAGUGCUGACCCCCUGUUCACCGGAGUGCUUACUGCAGCCAGAGCCAGCGGGAUGGAGGAGGAGGCCAGGUGCUUCCUGGGGAGGUUUGUGGAGGAGUUCCCUGCUGCUCUGGAGGAAGGCAGUCCACUGCCUGUCAGCCCUUUGAGUCGAAAAGUGUCUCUGGAGGAGCUGCAUGGAGAGAGCCUGGAGCUCGGCCUGAAGCUACUGGCUGCCAGGGGUGCUCCUGCAGGCCUCAGUGCCCUGCUGUGCCAGGCAGCGCUGUCCCAACUGCUGCAGAACGACCUCUCACCUUUUCACUGCUCCCAGGAAGCUGACAGCCAGGAAGAGGAACAGCAAGUAGUCUUGCUUCAGUCAGAGGCGGUCCAACGUCUCUUCAUCAACAAGCUGAUAGAUGUGGCGCUGGCAUGGCAUCAAAACUUCCCUAAGCCCCCUCCCUCUCCCUCCCAGUUCCUCCGCUGCUCUGUCCAUGCCAUCAAGAACACCAGGAGAAAGAUGGAGGACAAACACGUAACCCUGGCUGAGUUCAACCAGCUCUUUGGAAUCCAGGACGGAGUGGAGCGUGCCUACUACGCUGUGUUUGACGGCCAUGGAGGGGUGGAUGCUGCCAUCUAUGCUGCCACUCACCUCCAUGUUGCUCUGAGUAAACAGGAGACACUACAGAGAGAUGCAGCCACAGCCCUUAAAAGUGCCUUCAAAUACACUGAUGACAUUUUCAGAGGCAAAGCCAAGAGAGAGCGUCUGCGGAGUGGCACUACAGGCGUGGCAGUGCUAAUCCAGGGACAGGAGCUGACUGUGGCCUGGCUGGGAGACUCUCAAGCAAUACUGGUCAAAAAGGGACAGGCUGUUACACUCAUGGACCCCCAUAAACCAGACAGAGAGGAUGAGAAACAGAGAAUUGAGGAUCUUGGUGGCUGUAUCACCUUCAUGGGUUGCUGGCGUGUUAAUGGCACAUACGCUGUAUCCAGAGCUAUAGGUGACUUUGACCAGAAGCCCUACGUGUCUGGAGAUGCCGACUGCUCAACAACCCAGCUGUCCGGGGACGAGGACUACGUGCUGCUAGCAUGUGACGGCUUCUUUGAUGCUGUAAAACCUUCAGAGGUCCCACACAUGGUCCUGGAUGCACUCCAGCAGUCUGGUGACCCUGAGGGUGGGGAAGAUGCUCCGCUGGAACAGUCUGAGGACACUGUUGGACUGAGAGUUGCUCAACAGUUGGUAGGUCAAGCUAAAGCAGCUGGUUCUACUGAUAACAUCACAGUGAUGCUGGUGUUCCUGCGUCCACCCCAGCAGCUGCUUGCUCAAAACUCUACCACAGUACCUGCAAAAGCUAUUCAGGACUCUACCUCCCAAGAUGCACCACAGCAGUGAAGAAGGAGGUCUGCAGCCCAGACACCCCUGUGCCAAGCUACUGCCCAACUCAGCAUUUCUCAGCCUAUAAUUGGCUCCAGCAGCUGUCAGACAGACUGACAACACAAAGAUUUGAAAAGGUUUGUAAGAACAUGCAGGGCCAGAUAUCUGUGUUCCCAAAGCAACAAUGAGCUGUGGGACCUAAAAAUGUUUCUUGAUUCCAGACACCAACCAGCAUCCCUACAUUGGAAUACUCGCCGCCCCAGGUCUGCUGUGUGUCAAUUGGCUUGCUUUUAGUUAAAAAUUACUUAAUUAAACAUCAAAGUAUUUUAAAAGGAUAUGCACCAUUUGAGCAUCAAAUCAACUUUUUGUGUAUGUAAUUGCGUGUAUAUAAAAGCUAUUUCUCCUAAGUCAUUUCAACGGUGCCUUUACCAGUCAUGAUUAUGAAAUGCCUCGGAAAGCCCUCAUUCUGUUCUGCGCUGCAGAUACCUUCAGGAGGGACAUGAGGGAAAUGGAUCCUUUAAUCCUUUUAGUAGCUAAUGUCAACUUCAGUCUAUACAUUGCCUGUCAGCCUUCAACAACUGCUAUCAGUUGAUCUCUAAUGCCAAGCAGUAUGACUGUUAAAGGUAUUGUGCACUGUGCACCAUGCACCAUGCAUAGAAUGACUUGAAUUAAUGGAAUGCGUCACCCACAAAAUGACCAUUUGUAUAUCAAUUACUCAUUGCGUGUUCUCUAAAUUCAUGAAGAAAACUUUGAUUUUAUUGCAUGUCUCCAUGGUGAGCGGAGAAUCCAAAAAAGAUGAACAUCCUUCAUGAAUUUAAGUGAUCCACAUUUAACAGUAGCAAAACUAUAUCAAAACAUCACUUUUCAAACUUUCACAUAACUCGGUCAGUAUAAUCAAAGUGUCCUUUAUCCAGCCAUAUGCUCUGUACUUCCCAAACACAUGCAUUUCUCUUGCAUGACUCCAGAGUGAACGGAGAACCCGAAACAAAAAUAAACAAGCCACGUUUGUAUCAUGUCAGUUCAGACAGUCUAGUGCAUGCCUGAGUAGCUUGCCUGGCAACACGCAUACGUUUGAAAUCUGCUCUAGCAGAGCUCAUACCCAUGCUUAUGCUCAGGCACACUAGGGGCACACUGCUUGUAGACGAAAGUGUUAUAUUUUGUAACAGCUUAGUAAAAAUGCAUGUGUUUGGGAAGCACUGAGCUUACAGCUGGAUAUACAGUAUGGGAGUUGGAUUAUAUUGCACAGAUGGAUGUUGUGAUAUGGUUUUGCUGUUGUUAAAUGCUGCCCCCAAUGACUUCAGUUCAUGCGAGAAAAACAGUUUUCCAUACAAAUCAAGGUAACGCAGGGUAAGUAACUAACGUACAAACGGUCAUUUUUCGGUUGAAUUAUUCCUUUGAAUCAGUAAGUUUUGCUGUAUUUUUGGAGGAUUAGGAAACUGAUGUAGUUUGUUUUGAAUCUCUGAAGUACAGGACCAGCUAUUUCUGGGCUUCAUCCUAGAAGAACCGAUGGCAAAGGGAUCACAGAGAGGAAUAGUUAGUGCUUUUGUUUUGAAGGAGCUCUGGUGUUACAAAACUAACUGCAUAAGCUUAGCAUGCUGAUGUAAGGGAGUAUUGAUGUGGAACAUGUUGCUUGAUUUACUGGACAACAAACCGAUAGUAUUUCUGACUGCUAUGUUUUGCUUUGGUUUUAUGUCUUUAAAGAUAAACUAUGCAGGGUCUGUCUGUUACUGUUUGUAAAGACAACAUUAGAGCUUGGCCCCUCCUCUAUACACUGCUUGUACAUACACUGUGAGCUGCUGUACGAUUGUAGCAGCAUUACAUUUGUUGUAAUGCAAAAGGCGAUACUUAAGCAAACUAUGUAAGAUGAGCACCAGCACCUGUUCAACAGACGACAAGCAAACUCCAUGCUGCUCUUCUUCACCAGGCUCUCCGUCAGUGCUUGCCAGCAUAAGUAAAUGUGAAAGCCAACCCCAUAAAAUUCUAAUGGCUGCCUUUUUAAAAUAGCGUUCCCACGAAUUCUUAAAAAGUCAUUGAAUUCAGUAAUCUAAAAUGAAGGCCUUGAUUGGUAUUAAAAUGUCUUAAAUCAGUCUUUCAAAAGUCUUAAAAAUGCAACAAAAAAAAAUUAAACUCUGCACGAUGGAAAUCACGGAAGUGGAAUGCCACAUGUUGAGUGAGAGACAUAAAAAAAUGCCAAGAAAACCAGAUAUUUCUCAAUUCUGUCCUACCUCAGUCUCCGCCAUAAGACAAAAAGUCAUGUUUUAUGUUACAACAAAGAUUCGGGCAAUCCUAAUUGAUGUUUGUUCAUGUUUUCUAAUAUUUCAGUCAUUUUAAAAUUGGUCUUAAAGUCAUUUCAACUGACAUUAAAAAGUUUUUGAAAGUCUUAAAUCUUACUUGCCUUGAGCUGUCUGAACCCUGGAUAACGUCCCAACCUCACCUGUGUGCUGUUAUUGGCUGGGGGCUACACACCCAAAGCCCAAAGCUUGCAGCCCAGAAUUGUGCCAACCAUCAUGAAUGGAAGAAAAUCCAGGCAGAAGGCAGUCUCUGCAGAUAAAUACACUUCUAGUGGGUCGAAAGUGAUGAUUGAGAAGGAUCACUUUGGUAUGACUACACAUAGUUUUUAUUUUUUUUUAAGAGAUCCUGCAUAGUAUACCUUUAAUUAACAGUUCUUAAUAAUGUCUUAUUGAGAACAUUAAUAUGGAUAUUUCUAUGUUAAUGACUUUGAGAUGUAAUAUUCUGUAUCACUGACAAGAUGCUGUGCUGUUUUCUAAAAUAUUUAAUAUCAGCAGCUGAAUAAAAGCAAUGAGAAUUAAAAAGGAAAAGAAUAUGUGUGAUAAUAUUUAAAGCCAGUGAAUGAGCCAGUGAAGAAAUGUGUGUUUGCAUGGGUUGAGAUAUUAAGUAUGUGCACAUAACAAAAAUACUAUAAAAUCUUACUUAUGUUUGGUAUGUCAGUAUGUCUUUGGACUUUAAGGA
Molecule: messenger RNA, 4577 nt
Organism: Epinephelus fuscoguttatus (brown-marbled grouper)
Lineage: Eukaryota; Metazoa; Chordata; Actinopteri; Perciformes; Serranidae
Gene: ppm1f
Product: protein phosphatase, Mg2+/Mn2+ dependent, 1F
Exons: 8
Coding region: 312-1625 (437 amino acids)
Biological process (GO): protein dephosphorylation; negative regulation of protein kinase activity
Cellular component (GO): cytosol
Molecular function (GO): protein serine/threonine phosphatase activity; cation binding
Source: RefSeq, a predicted model, not a curated record